This is a messenger RNA of Orycteropus afer afer, 765 nucleotides long. RefSeq names its product patr class I histocompatibility antigen, A-126 alpha chain-like. The record is from RefSeq and is a predicted model, not a curated record. Gene Ontology annotation, molecular function: peptide antigen binding; signaling receptor binding. Gene Ontology annotation, biological process: antigen processing and presentation of endogenous peptide antigen via MHC class Ib; antigen processing and presentation of endogenous peptide antigen via MHC class I via ER pathway, TAP-independent; positive regulation of T cell mediated cytotoxicity. Gene Ontology annotation, cellular component: external side of plasma membrane. NCBI's taxonomy places the organism in Eukaryota, Metazoa, Chordata, Mammalia, Tubulidentata, Orycteropodidae.
GGGUCUCACACCAUCCAGAGGAUGUAUGGCUGCGACGUGGGGUCGGACGGGCGCCUCCUCCGCGGGUACCUUCAGUUCGCCUACGAUGGCGCCGAUUACUUCGCCCUGAACGAGGACCUGCGCUCCUGGACCGCGGCGGACACGGCCGCUCAGAUCACGCAGCGCAAGUGGGAAAAGGCGGGUGCGGCGGAUCACUGGAGGGCCUACCUGGAGGGCAGGUGUGUGGAGUGGCUCCGCAGAUACCUGGAGAACGGGAAGGAGACGCUGCUGCGAACAGUGCCUCCAAAGACAAAGGUGACCCAUCACCACCUCACUGAUGGCGAGGUCACACUGAGGUGCUGGGCCCUGGGCUUCUACCCUGCGGAGAUCACCCUGACCUGGCAGCGGGACGGGGAGGACCAGACCCAGGACAUGGAGCUUGUGGAGACCAGGCCAGCAGAGGACGGGGCCUUCCAGAAGUGGGCAGCUGUGGUGGUUCCCUCUGGAGACGAGCAGAGAUACACAUGCCGUGUGCAGCACGAAGGACUGCCUGAGCCCCUCACCCUAAGAUUGGAAAUGCCCACCACCUCCAUCAUGGGAAUCAUUGCUGGCCUGGUUGUCUUUGGAGUUGUGAUCAUUGGCAUUGUGGUGGGAGUUGUGAUCCGGAAGCAGAAGAGCUCAGGUAGAAAAGGAGGGAAUUAUGCUCAAGCUGCAAGCAGCGACAGUGCUCAGGGCUCUGAUGUGUCUCUCACGGUCACUAAUGGUAAGACCCUGUGGACCAGAUAA